This is a messenger RNA of Camellia sinensis, 800 nucleotides long. RefSeq names its product pterin-4-alpha-carbinolamine dehydratase 2, mitochondrial. NCBI's taxonomy places the organism in Eukaryota, Viridiplantae, Streptophyta, Magnoliopsida, Ericales, Theaceae. Gene Ontology annotation, biological process: tetrahydrobiopterin biosynthetic process. The record is from RefSeq and is a predicted model, not a curated record. Gene Ontology annotation, cellular component: mitochondrion. Gene Ontology annotation, molecular function: 4-alpha-hydroxytetrahydrobiopterin dehydratase activity.
AUGGUGUUCAAAUCAUGGGUUGUUGAUGUUACUCUGGGAUUCUUUCUUGUUGUGGCACAUGUUGGACAUCUUUCCGGUGGUCUUGCUGUUCAUGGCGGUGGACUCCUCCUCCCACCAUGUUGCUCUGUGUGCCUCACCAUAUCGCGUCGCCGUCCUUCAGCCUCCUCGCGUCACCGCCUUCAGUGGCCGUCUUCCAUCUCAGAUUUGUCAACCAAGAAGUGUGUGGUAUGCGACUCGCAAGAUAUGAGUCUCAUGACUGAACAAGCAGCCCAUGAGUUGAUCUCAAAGGUUCCUGAGUGGAACUUGGUCAAUGACGGUGGUAGACUGAAGUUAAGUCGGUCAUGGAAAGUCAAGACCUUCUUGAAAGGUUUGGAGUUCUUUCAGGCCAUUGCUUAUGUUGCUGAAGCAGAAGGUCAUCAUCCAGAUCUUCAUCUUGUUGGAUGGAACAAUGUCAAAAUUGAUUUAUGGACACAUGCUGUUGGUGGACUUACAGAAAAUGAUUUCUUACUUGCUGCUAAGAUUGACGGGCUUCGCGUGCAACAUCUUCUGGGUAGAAAUGCUACCUACUGACUAGUGGACAUAGAUAUUGGGUAUGUAAAUGUCAAGCGGUAGUACUACAUCUCUGUGAAAUUACAUUCUUUUAUGGUUGAAUUUCUCUUAAUAAAGUUUCAUGUAAAUUACUUUGCAAACAUGAUAAUAGUUUGAGGCUAAAGAUAUGCCCUGACCUUGAGGCUAUAGCUUGUGACAUGUUCUGGUUACAUUUGCAAAUGUUCAAUGCAUGGAAAUUAUGUAUGGGGAAA